Molecule: messenger RNA, 1401 nt
Organism: Necator americanus (New World hookworm)
Lineage: Eukaryota; Metazoa; Nematoda; Chromadorea; Rhabditida; Ancylostomatidae
Exons: 3
Coding region: 1-1401 (466 amino acids)
Source: RefSeq, a predicted model, not a curated record
AUGAAUGGAUUGGACGCGUUUUACGAGAACCCGGAGGAAGUAAUCCGCAACGAAAAGUCCUACAAAUUCGUUGUCGGAAACUUCAACGCAAAAUUAGGAAAGGCCAUAGAAGAGGAAUACAGGACCGGAAGAUUUGGAUUAGGGGACCGGAAUGAAAAUGGCAAUCGUCUCUUUAGGUUAUUGCCCGCCGCUCGCCUCUUUCAUGGAAACACUCUUUUCAUGAAAAAAGAUCAUCGUCGGUGGACAUGGGAAUCGCCCAAUGGCGCGGACGUGGACCACAUACUCACCAACCGGAGGUGGUGUCUACUUGACGUCUCAGUAGUACCAUCCUUUUGUAGUGGUUCUGAUCACCGUCUCCUCCGUGCGAAAAUACGACUUAGCCACACGAUGGAAAAGAACAUCUGCUAUCGGCAACCAAGGAGGAAAGAAGUUGUCUACGACGAUUGCAUACUCGAGGACUCCUUGUCCCAAGGUGACUGGCACAUCGAGGAGGACCCAAACGUGGACUACGAGAUGCUGCUCAGAGGAUUACGAGCAUGUGCUGAGCGUGCCUCGAAGCCACGCACGACAAACUUGGAUCAAAUUUCGAAGAUCACCAAGGAAUUGUUGGAAAGAAGAAGGACUUUGAGGUUUAAUCCGAAAGCAUCGCACAUUGAGCGGCAAAAGAAGAUUCUGGAAGCAGCACAAAGAAGAGCGAGUCUAAACAAGUGCCGCAGGGAUCUCCGCGAAUAUAAUAUUCCGCUAGAAGUCUUGCUGAGCGAAGACGGGACUAGCACGUCUUCGCACGUCCAGCUGGGUUCGGUGCUUCAACUGCUUGGACCACAUCCAGACCGUGUCGAGGGUCAUAGAGGGGUACGACAAGGCGAUAAUAAAUCGCCGAAGCUGUUCGCGGCUGCAUUGCAAUGGAUAAUGAAAUCACUUUCCUGGGAAGAAAGGGGCACACGUGUUGAUGGAAGAUUUCUCUCGAACCUUCGUUUCGCGGACGACAUCGUUCUCUUAUCGAGCAGUACCAAUGAAGCAGAAACUAUGCUCAACGAACUGAACGAAGCAAGGAAGAGAGUAGGACUGCGAAUAAACAGAAAGAAGACACAGUUCAUGAAGAACGCCUACUGCGAGGACGGAGGAGUACAACUUGAAGACUCGAAAAUCGUGGAAACUUCGUCAUACGUAUACCUCGGACGUCCUAUGAACAUGGAAAACGACUUGAAGGAAAAACUGAAUAGAAGAAUAAGAACAGCACGGGCAGCAUUCGCAGCCGUCAGGGAAGCUACGGACCAACUGACGGACCAAGAUCUUCUUCUCUUCCAGCGCUCUGUUACGCAGCGGAGACGUAGGCAGACACUGCUGCCACGUCCAGGAAGCUACUUACUACCCACAGAGCCCUUGAGAGAUGCCUUCUGA